AUGAGGAUCGCUACGCUUCAAUUCAACCCGAAGCUGGGCGAUGUCGAGGGCAACAUCGAGACAGCCAAUGCAUUGCUGAAGAAGGGCAAGACCAUCUCUAUAGAUAGAGAGCAACCUGGUCUCGGCCUUGGUGUGGACCUUUUGAAGCCUGAUGUUCUGGUGCUGCCCGAAAUGGCCUUAACAGGCUACAACUUCCCUUCGUUGGAAGCAAUCACGCCAUACCUUGAAACAUUUGGUGACGGUCCAUCUUCUUUGUGGGCGCGGGAAACCGCCAAACGCUUGCAAUGCAUGGUUUGUGUCGGAUAUCCAGAGAUUGAAAAAGAUCCCCAAAAUUCUGGCCAAACCACAUGCUACAAUGCCCUUCUUGUUGUUGACAAGAAUGGCGAUUUCAUCCAUAACUACCGCAAAAGCUUUUUGUACAUGUGCGACGAGCCGUGGGCGGCCGAAGGUGAUAUCGAGCGAAGCUUCCGUGAGCUCAAAUUUUCUUCCCUAGAAAGGUUAUCUACCAUCAAGGGAAAUCAGCUGUUUCCCGAAAAGCAGAUUGCAACUUCAUUUGGUAUCUGUAUGGAUAUCAACCCGUACAAGUUCGAGGCGCCAUUUGACAAAUGGGAAUUUGCAUCCCGGGUCCUUGACUCCAAGUCCCAGCUCGUUAUCUUGUCUAUGGCGUGGACCAGCAUGCUGAGCCCUGAGGAACUCGAGGAUUUGAAGGACAAACCUGAUAUGGAUACCUUCAACUAUUGGCUGCAGCGGUUCUGGCCGCUGAUAAAGAGGAAAAUGCAACACGAGGUGGACCUGGACGGCGGAGAGGCGCCGGAUUUCCCAAAAAGGAUCAUCAUUGUCUUUGCAAACCGGUCGGGGGAGGAUCCACCAGCGGACGAGACCAAGCCACCGGUGCAAUAUGUGGGGUCCAGCACUAUCCUCGCCAUUACGCAACGACCGGAGAAAGAUGCAGAUGCAGGGUCAGGUGCCUCAGAAAGUGAGACAGAGGAUGACCUCCCAUCCGACGUGAAGAUACUGUGCUGGGACAUGCUAGGCGCGAGGGAGGAAGGUAUUUGUUUCGCAGAUACUACGGCAGAUCCAAAAAUGGUCUUUGCCCUGAAGCGGGCAUCCAAGUAA
Messenger RNA from Penicillium canescens, 1116 nucleotides. Its product is annotated as putative protein N-terminal asparagine amidohydrolase. Lineage: Eukaryota; Fungi; Ascomycota; Eurotiomycetes; Eurotiales; Aspergillaceae. The transcript has 2 exons. Gene Ontology annotation, molecular function: protein-N-terminal asparagine amidohydrolase activity; protein-N-terminal glutamine amidohydrolase activity. Gene Ontology annotation, biological process: protein catabolic process. The coding region runs from base 1 to 1116 and encodes 371 amino acids. The record is from RefSeq and is a predicted model, not a curated record.